AGAGAAGGGAAGUUGUGGACGACCCCGGUGCGAUGGGAAGGUCGGUCAUGGAUGUCGGUGAUGAUCCCAGUUAUGAAUUCGUCCGCUGACGUCGGCUGUUGUCACAAUAGAGGAACUUGCCCGGCCGCAGAUGAACAGUUAUCAACGUCGACAAAGGAAGGAUAAUGUAAGAGUUGUUGCCGGUGUAGAUUUCCGAAGCCUGCAAAGUAGCAACGAGGGCUGGCCGUUGCUCUCUAGCGAAGGGAAGAGGGAGAAGGAGUCUCGGCCCUUGGACAGCAGCAGUGUAGCUUGCUUGCCCAGAGGAUCGAUGGAAAACCUUUUGUUGCUGGGAAGACUAAGAUGCAAGUGGCGAUUCAGUGAAGGAAGUCAGAAACCCACAAAAGGAACAUCAGAUGCCUGGAUGUGAGUUGUUGGAUCCACGGUAUCGGGGAGUUUGUUGAUUUCUAUAUGAAAAGGGUGGACAUCCUUCCGUUCGAG
This is a messenger RNA of Linum tenue, 477 nucleotides long. The record is from the annotation of a GenBank genome assembly. Lineage: Eukaryota; Viridiplantae; Streptophyta; Magnoliopsida; Malpighiales; Linaceae.